CCGCCUAGGCCCAUGGUCAGUUGGCCUUUUCUGAGGAGCACACAUCUGAGGAUAACGUCGAGCUCACACAGGCGGUAGUAUUGCAGGACCAAAUGAGUCAACCCCCUUGACGUCGUGCUGCACGAAACUUGGGGUGGUCGAGCAUAUGUAAGCGCUCGCGCAUCGUCUUCCUUGCUCCUGCCCACAAUAUCGCACGCACCUGGCCGGCUUUCCGUGUGCGCCAGAAGAGGAACCGCCAGCGGGGCGGACGCCUAAGCAAACAGUCAUUUGGCGGAUUUGCGUGUCGCGCCGAUGACAGUAGCCGGAUAUUCGGCGUUGGCCGGGACGACAGACGACUCUCCUACAAGAAGGCUGCGAACACGCGCGCCGCGUCGAUAAUUCUGCUGCAUUGACAUGACUCGGAGGGUGUUGUUCCUUUCUCUGGUCGUCGUCUCCGCCGUAUUCCUGAGCGCCAAGGCUCAGGAUGGCAACGAGUGCAGCUGCGCGGUUAUGCUGGAACAGGAAGGCGCCGAGCCGGAGCAGCUGUACAAGGAGAGCACCUCCAUAGUGGGCAGCCUGUGCACCGACGCCGACUUGGAGUUCUGUAGCCAGUUCUGCAAGAAAGAGAUGACGACGUUCACCGGUAGCCUGGAUGCGAUGAACGCUCCCACCAACGUGUCGGUCGGCCAGAGCCUGUGCGACAUGGCCAAGAAGCCGGUGGCCGGCGGCAUCGUCAAGCUGGUAGCCUUCGUGUGCGACCAGGAAGCGCGCGACAUUGACGCGCAGCAGCCGCUCAAACUUUGUUGCGACAAGGCGGUGCGUUGGGAGCCCUGCAAAGGCGGCGUUGACGGCGACACUGGUGGUGAUGCUGCAGACACAACUCGAGGACCGUAGCUGCAGCGGAGUGCGUGCAGGGCCUCCGAUAUACGCAGCGUGAAGGCUUCGCCACGCCGCCCGUCUCGGAAGCCGCAUAACUCUGCAGUGAGAAUUUUCUUAAGGCACCUGCAAUAUACGUAACAACGCCAUCUG
Molecule: messenger RNA, 1008 nt
Organism: Rhipicephalus microplus (southern cattle tick)
Lineage: Eukaryota; Metazoa; Arthropoda; Arachnida; Ixodida; Ixodidae
Source: RefSeq, a predicted model, not a curated record